Vespa crabro (European hornet) is the source of this 16360-nucleotide messenger RNA. RefSeq names its product titin homolog (gene Sdb). Gene Ontology annotation, cellular component: cytoskeleton; axonemal microtubule; ciliary basal body. The transcript has 6 exons. Bases 599 to 15625 code for a protein of 5008 amino acids. The record is from RefSeq and is a predicted model, not a curated record. Gene Ontology annotation, biological process: microtubule anchoring. Lineage: Eukaryota; Metazoa; Arthropoda; Insecta; Hymenoptera; Vespidae. Gene Ontology annotation, molecular function: microtubule binding.
GGAGAGAGAGUGAGAUAGAGAUAUAACAAUAAACAAAAUACCAUAUACACACAUAUACACACAUACACAAGAGAAAAGUCCUCGAAGAUCUUUUUUUUUUUUUAUAUCCAUUUUUCGUUCUUUCACAAUUCUCGUAUCGGCAAAAGUGCGUAUCAUUCGAGGAAUUAUAUCGAAUAAUUUGUAUUACGAUAAACGUAAAUUAACGUGAAGCAAUAGCAAAGUGUGAUAAAAAGUAACGUAAUUGUUAUUCAUUGAUUGAAAUAAAAGAAAAGAAUAGAAAAGAAAACAAAGGAAAACCAAGAAAAAAGAAAAGAAAAGAAAAAAAAAAGAAGAGGAGAAAGGAAGAAAACGAAGAGAUACAAAAACGGGAAUAAUAAUCUAUAAGAGAGGUGUGCGAAAAGCGUUUGCGUUAGAAAGAAGAGAUAACUGAUCUAUUUAUAGAUAAUUAUCUCAAUUGUUUUUGAAAUUAUCAUCGUAAUAUAUAAUAUCCGAAAGAUAAUACGUCGCAAUUGAUCUAAUUAGAUAGAUCUUCGAUAAAUACAAACAUAUAUAUAUUUAUAUAUAUAUAAAUACGAUAUAGAGACGGAUCAUCGUAAGGAUGACGUUAAAUCGUAAAAAAGAUUCAACCGGGAAUGUUCGUGGGACAAAAGAUGGCGGCGAUAGGACGAUAAUAACGUCAUCCAGUCGAAAUAAUACAGGAGAUAUACAGGCAUCUACUGGUACGAGUGUUGUUGAAACAGUGGUAUUGUCAUCCAGUAGCGUACACGAAGAAGCAAAGAAAACAAUAGUAGAGAGCGAAUCCAGAAGUAGCAUCGUUGAAAGUAGUAAUACAAGUCGCGAGGUUAUCAUGGAUUCCAAAGGUAAUGUUAUACGGGUGAUCGAGAAAACGUCACCGAUAUCGGCAACGAAAAGUUCGAUCGAAAGGACCGGCAAAAGUUCGGAGGAUUUUAUUAUCGCGGAAAAAAUAAUUAAACAGGAUGGGAAAACUUUAAUGCAAGAUCAAAAAUCCAAAAGUCAAUGUGAAAGAUCCAAAAUGGUUUCCACUUCGACUAGUAAUAUACAAGAGACUAUGGAUCAUCAUGGUGAUAUAAAAGUGUUAUCGUCUAAUACGAUAGAAACUAGACAGGCUAAUAAAGAAUCGAAAGAAGAAAUAAUGAAGAAUGGUGAUACCAUCAGUAGUAACAUUCAAAGUAUCAAAGAAUCGUCUGAGAUGAUUGACGACAAUGGGAAAAUAUUGUCGUCUAAUAGCCGAAGUGUCGAAAAUGAAACGAAAUUUUUACCGGUCGAACAACAACAACAACAACAACAACUACCACGGACAUCACGUAUUGUUAAAUUUACGGAUGACGACGUCAAGGAGACAUCAGGUGAAAGUACCGUCCUUGAUAAUUCGAUUAAAUCAGGACGAACUAACGUUUGGGAUGGUACAUUUAUAAACGAACGAAAUACAAAGUCUUAUAGUGAGAGAAAAAAUGAUAAUAUAAUGAUUAGCAACGUGUUGCUGGAUGGUGGAACGAUUGACGAAAGAGAUGCCGGGACAGGCAUUGAAAUCACCAACGAACAAAGUUCAAAUACGAUCAGAGAGAUGUCCUCGAUGAUUCAAGAAACGUCAAAGGAUAGUUCGAAAUUAUUAAUCGGUACUGCUGAUGUUCGUCGUAAAAAACUUGGCGAAUCUACUUGGGAUGGUCGUUUCGUUUAUGAGAAACCUAAAGAAACGAAAAGACGAGGUAAUAUUUCGGAUGCCAAUAUUUUUAGGCAUAAUAAUAAUAAUAAUAAGGAUGAUAUCAUUGAAUCAACGCAAAGAAGUGAUUACAAAGAAAAAAGUUUAGAUGGUACCUAUGAAAAAGAAUCGUCUAACGUCGUACAGAGACGCGAAGGAUCAACGGACACAUCGAGAUUUAUCUCGGAAGAAAAAUCCAGUAGUACCAAGGAGAGUCAAAUUUAUACGGAUCAAUCAAAGUUAUUAGAUAAAAAUCAAUUUGAUGCAAAUAAAAAUAUACGAUACGAUAACAAACAAGAUCUCGAUAAAACCGUUGUAAGAAGAAAGGAUAAAUUGAGAGAUGUAAUAAUGGACGUACAAGAUAUAACGGAGGAGCAACAAAGUGUAUCAAAUAUGUCCGAAUUCGUAUCGAGCUCAUACGUGGUCGAAUAUGCGAGUUCGAGCGAUGCGAAAAAUAUCGAAUUGGUAACAUCAGUAUCGGAAACGAUUCACGAGGAGGACGUUGAGAAUAUAGGUAUUGGAAGAUCGUCAUCAAUUAAAAAAGAUCAUCGAAGUUACAAACCUGGCGAAUCGACUUGGGACGGUAGUUUCGUUUACGAGAGAUCACCAAAAUUGGAUCGUCGGCGAAGACCAGCUGAUGAGACAUUUGUGAUUCAUGACGUGAGCGAGGAUCAUUCGAUAAACGAAGCCGACAUUUCGACGACAUCUUACAUAGUCGAACAUUCCUCGAGUCAACAGAGUUUCACUGAUAUUAAAGAUAGUUCGUCAAUGGAAACGAUUGUUCAUCAGAGUCCAAAAAGAUUAAUUGGUAAGCCAGGUACAUCCAGUUGGGAUGGUACAUUUAUUUUCGAAAAACCCGAAGACAUAAAAAGAUCAUCUAGUAGAACCGAACAACAAAAGGUCAGUGAUUUAUCGAAACGAGGAGAAACUAAUGUUAAUAUUUCAUUGGAGGACAAACCUAGGAAACACGUGAGUGACAUUACUCUCGAUAUUCACGAUAGAAUAACAUCAGAGACAUUUACCGACACCAAUCUGGUUAAAUUGGAUCGUAAGACGAAAACUCAUGACAGUUACUACAACGAUACGUCUAAUCUUGAUUUCUCUUCUACUUCCGUUGAAACGGUCGUCCAACGAGAUGGACAACAACCGGUGACCUCGAGCCAACGAAUUAUUACAUUAGAAGAUCGACCUGAAACUCCGGACACUGGAAUAAGACGUAUCGCUGAGGGAUCGAAGGAAUCGUUGCAUGUUCAAGAUAGAACAUAUCGACCUAGCAAACCAGGCUCGUCUACUUGGGAUGGUUCCUUUGUUUACGAAAAAUUGGAUGAUAGAAAGACGUCAAGUUCGAUGAUCGUUAAGGAUAGUAAAGAUUUUGUUAGUUCAACCGAACUAAAAACAUCGUCAACAAAUGAAAUUGUUAAUACAUCGAAAAUUAUUGAGGAUAUUACUGAUGAUACGAAACGUUUAAAGGAAUUUAAUGGAUCACAAAGUCCAAUUGAUAGAUCAAUUCGACGACCUUUGAAACCAGGUAUUUCGACCUGGGAUGAUUCUUUCGUACAGGAUAAAAAUAUAUCGACUACGGACACGAGAACUUCAAUUAUAUCGAAAGAUAUUUCGAAAGAUUUAACAAGUUCAACUAAAGUUAUAAGUACAACAAAUGAGAUUAUUGAUUCUAUCGAUUCGUCGAAGAUUAUUCAAGAUGAUAUUUCUUAUGAGAAAAGAUUUAUCGGAGAAUCUAAUGGAUAUGAGGAUACAGAUAAAAGAGAUAAAAGUCCGGAAAAGAAAUCAAUAGACAGAACUAUACGACCUUCGAAGCCUGGUGCUUCGACCUGGGAUGGUUCGUUUGUUUAUGAAAAACCUCAGGAUUCUAAAAGGAAACCAACAGACAUUGAGAAAUCUUUAUUCUCUUCUUCUGAUCUAAAAAAGCCUGAUGAUUUAAAAACAAUUUCACGAUCGCCCAUUGAUCAAGAAAUGAUCGAUAAAUCGAUCGAAAGAACAACCUUUUCGACAUUCGUGGAAGAUGUUAGGGAUGUUCAGGAUAUUACUGACGUCACAGAUAUUACUACGUUUAAAUCAGAUUUAAAGAAUGUUACAAAUAUUACUGACGUCACUGAUGUUACCAUGUUCAAAUCGGACGUUCGAGAUAUACACGAGGAACAUGUCAUCAACGAAUUUAUUACGGAUACACGCAAGGACACUAUGAGAGAUGUCACUAAAUCAACGAAAGAAUUCAUCGAAACAGAGCAGGUGACUAGUAUGGUAGCUCGAGAUGUCGUCGACGAUAUUCGGUUUGAGAGGAUCACCAGCUCAACUCCUAAACCAACGACCGAUCUCACGAGAAAAACGUCCCCAGAAAGACUUGGUUAUCCUCAAGGAAUACCAGGGAUUAGGGAAGACGAUCGAACGAAAUCGAUUCCAGCUGCUGGAAAACCAUCUCGCCCUCAGCAACCAGAAAAAAGUCCUACGGAUGAUAUCAAAAAGCCGACCGAUGGGGGGAAACCAAGAGAUUACGUCUCACCGACGAGAAAGCAGCAACCAAUACCAGCGGCCGGCAAACCAAGUAGACCGGAAGAGAGAUCACCAAGUCCAGAGAAGCUUGGAAAAGUUGAAAAAUUGUUGAUUCGUCCAGAAGAUGAUAAACCAGUUGAAGGAAAAUUCAGUCGUCCAGAGGAUAGACCAGCUGCAGGGAAACCAAGCCGUCCUGAUGAAAAAUCAAUUGCAAGCAAACCAAGUCGUCCUGAUGAAACUCAUGAAAGACCAGCUGCAGGAAAACCUAGUCGUCCUGAUGACAAACGUACUGUAGACAAACCCACUCAUCCUGAUGAAAUUCAUGAAAGACCAGCUGCAGGAAAACCUAGUCGUCCUGAUGACAGACGUACUGUUGACAAACCCACUCAUCCUGAUGAAAUUCAUGAAAGACCAGCUGCAGGAAAACCUAGUCGUCCUGAUGACAGACGGACUGUUGACAAACUCACUCAUCCUGAUGAAACUUAUGAAAGACCAGCUGCAGGAAAACCUAGUCGUCCUGAUGACAAACGUACUGUAGACAAACCCACUCAUCCUGAUGAAAUUCAUGAAAGACCAGCUGCAGGAAAACCUAGUCGUCCUGAUGACAGACGUACUGUAGACAAACCCACUCAUCCUGAUGAAAUUCAUGAAAGACCAGCUGCAGGAAAACCUAGUCGUCCUGAUGACAGACGUAUUGUUGACAAACCCACUCAUCCUGAUGAAUUUGAUGAAAGACCAGCUGCAGGGAAACCUAGUCGUCCUGAUAAAAAACCAGCUGCAGGCAAACCCAGUCGUCCUGAUGAGCCUGAUGAAAGACCGGUUGCAGGGAAACCUAGUCGUCCUGAUGACAGACAUACUGUAGACAAACUCAGUCGUCCUGAUGAAUUUGAUGAAAGACCAGCUGCAGGGAAACCUAGUCGUCCCGAUGACAGACAUACUGUAGACAAACUCAGUCGUCCUGAUGAAUUUGAUGAAAGACCAGCUGCAGGGAAACCUAGUCGUCCUGAUAAAAAACCAGCUGCAGGCAAAUCCAGUUUUCCUGAUGAAUUUGAUGAAAGACCAGCUGCAGGAAAGCCUAGUCGUCCUGACAAAAGCUCAAUUAUAGGAAAACCCAGUUAUUUUGAUGAACCUGAUGUAAGAACAACUGAAGACAAACCCAGUCGUCCAGAGGAUAGACGACCAGCUGCAGGCAAACCUAGUCGACCAGUUGAUAGACCAAUUGCUGCCAUACCCAGUCAUUUUGAUGAACCUGAUGAUAUAUCAAUUGAAGAUAAACCCAGUUAUCCUGAUGAAAGACCGGCCGCAGGGAAACCCAGUCGUUCUGAUGAACAUCCAAUUACAGGAAAAUUCGAUCGUCCUGACGAAAAACCAGGAAAGCAUAGACGUGGUGAUCAAUCACCGGAUUCUAUUGCUGAAUCUGAAAUAACGCCAACGCCAUCAGAAAUCCUUUCGCGUUUGCCAUUAAAGGAACAGUGUAUCUGUGAACUCUGUACUUGUGGACGCCAUCGUUGUCCGCACAAUCUUCCCGAAGAUCAUAUAGAUAUUUCACGCGAUGAGCCGGUACACGUGGUUAGUUCGUAUCGUGAAGAAUUUGAUGAGAAACACGUGGAGAGACAGCACAGAUACCACCAUGAAGAUCACUUACACAUGGAAGGUGAAUUUGUAGGAGAGAGACGUACCGAUUAUGUGGCCACUUAUGGUGAGAGAGCACCUGUAAGAAAACCACAAGACCAUUUGAAACCUGAGGGUGAGUUUAUUGGAAGGCCAAAGGUAGAAGCACCAACCAGAGGUGAAAGGGCACCAACUAGAAAGCCACAGGACAAUCUUAAACCAGAAGGUGAAUUUAUUGGAAGGCCACAUGAGGAAGCUCCUAAAUAUGGCGAACGUGUUCCAGUUGUCAAACCAAAAGACAAUCUCAGACCUGAAGGUGAUUUUGAAAGUGUGACAACAACAGAGCUGGUGUUCACCGGGGUACCCGGCGAACGACCAAGCCCAGUACGUCGAAAUACAUAUACUAAGGUUGAAGGUGAAUUCAUUGAUGAAACUACAACGAGAUCAGAAUAUAUUGAUCAUCGUAGCAUCCAACGUGCGGAGAUUAUUAAACGUACGGAUAACCUCACCGUAGGAGAGGGUGAAUUCACGGGAACCUCCCAUUUGAAAGAGGAUUUCCAUAAGUAUGAUGUCGUUGAACGUGAACCAAGACGUCGUCCUAUUUAUAGAGAAGAGGAUGAUAGAUUUUACAGUAAAACGGAUGUUGUUGAGAGUACGACUACUACACGCGAAGAGUACAAAACGUUCGAUGAAAUUGAUUACAUUAGUAACACAGUUAUGAGACGUGAUGAUAAUUUGAGACCAGUAGGACCGAUUGAAUGGACAUCACAUGUGAAAGAUGAUUAUAUUGUACCGACGAUAACGCACAGACCUGAACAGAAAAGACCUAAGGACAACUUGAGACCAGAGGGACCAUUUGAAGGUAGACCAAGAGAUGAUUACAAACCAACUCGAGGAGAAAGGGCUGACGUUAAACGGCCUGAAGAUAAUUUGCGACCAGAAGGACCAUUCGAGGGACGACCUAAGGACGAUUAUACUCCGAAACGUGCAGAGAGACCAGAAGUUAGAAGGCCUGAGGAUAAUUUGAGACCAGAAGGGCCGUUCGAGGGACGCCCUAGAGAUGAUUAUAAACCAACUCGAGGUGAAAGAGCUGACGUUAAACGGCCUGAAGAUAAUUUGCGACCAGAAGGACCAUUCGAGGGACGACCUAAGGACGAUUAUACUCCGAAACGUGCAGAGAGACCAGAAGUUAGAAGACCUGAGGAUAAUUUGAGACCAGAAGGGCCGUUCGAGGGACGCCCUAGAGAUGAUUAUAAACCAACUCGAGGUGAAAGAGCUGACGUUAAACGGCCUGAAGAUAAUUUGCGACCAGAAGGACCAUUCGAGGGACGACCUAAGGACGAUUAUACUCCUAAACGUGCAGAGAGACCAGAAGUUAGAAGGCCUGAGGAUAAUUUGAGACCAGAAGGAUCGUUUGAGGGACGCCCUAGAGAUGAUUAUAAACCAACUCGGGGAGAAAGGGCUGAUGUUAAACGACCUGAAGAUAAUUUACGACCAGAAGGGCCAUUCGAGGGACGACCAAAAGAUGAUUAUUCACCGAAACGUGCAGAGAGGCCAGAAGUUAGAAAGCCUGAAGACAAUUUGAGACCAGAAGGACCGUUUGAAGGACGCCCUAGAGAUGAUUAUAAACCAACUCGAGGUGAAAGAGCUGACGUUAAACGGCCUGAAGAUAAUUUGCGACCAGAAGGACCAUUCGAGGGACGACCUAAGGAUGAUUACACUCCAAAACGUGCAGAGAGACCAGAAGUUAGAAGGCCUGAAGACAAUUUGAGACCAGAAGGACAGUUUGAGGGACGCCCUAGAGAUGAUUAUAAACCAACUCGUGGAGAAAGAGCUGAUGUUAAACGACCUGAAGAUAAUUUGCGACCAGAAGGACCAUUCGAGGGACGACCUAAAGAUGAUUAUUCACCAAAACGUGCAGAGAGACCAGAAGUUAGAAAGCCUGAAGACAAUUUGAGACCAGAAGGACCGUUUGAAGGACGCCCUAGAGAUGAUUAUAAACCAACUCGAGGUGAAAGAGCUGACGUUAAACGGCCUGAAGAUAAUUUGCGACCAGAAGGACCAUUCGAGGGACGACCUAAGGAUGAUUACACUCCAAAACGUGCAGAGAGACCAGAAGUUAGAAGGCCUGAAGACAAUUUGAGACCAGAAGGACAGUUUGAGGGACGCCCUAGAGAUGAUUAUAAACCAACUCGUGGAGAAAGAGCUGAUGUUAAACGACCUGAAGAUAAUUUGCGACCAGAAGGACCAUUCGAGGGACGACCUAAGGAUGAUUACACUCCAAAACGUGCAGAGAGACCAGAAGUUAGAAGGCCUGAAGACAAUUUGAGACCAGAAGGACAGUUUGAGGGACGCCCUAGAGAUGAUUAUAAACCAACUCGUGGAGAAAGAGCUGAUGUUAAACGACCUGAAGAUAAUUUGCGACCAGAAGGACCAUUCGAGGGACGACCUAAAGAUGAUUAUUCACCCAAACGUGCAGAGAGACCAGAAGUUAGAAAGCCUGAAGACAAUUUGAGACCAGAAGGACCGUUUGAGGGACGCCCUAGAGAUGAUUAUAAACCAACUCGUGGAGAAAGAGCUGAUGUUAAACGACCUGAAGAUAAUUUGCGACCAGAAGGACCAUUUGAAGGAAGACCAAAAGAUGAUUAUUCACCGAAACGUGCAGAUAGACCUCAUGUAAUACGUCCAGAAGACAACUUAAGACCAGAAGGACCAUUCGAAGGUCGUCCCAAAGAUGAUUACAUGCCAACCAGAGGUGAGAGAGCUGAUGUUAAACGUCCUGAAGAUAAUUUGCGACCAGAAGGACCAUUUGAAGGUAGACCUAAGGAUGACUAUUCACCUAAACGUGCGGAAAGACCAGACGUGAAACGUCCAGAAGAUAAUUUGAGACCGGAGGGUGUGUUCGAAGGAAGACCUAGGGAUGAUUACAAACCAACUCGAGGUGAAAGGGCUGAUGUUAAGAGGCCAGAAGAUAAUUUGAGACCAGAAGGACCAUUCGAGGGUCGACCUAAAGAUGAUUAUUCACCGAAACGUGCAGAUAGACCUCAUGUAAUACGUCCAGAAGACAACUUAAGACCAGAAGGACUAUUCGAAGGACGUCCCAAAGAUGAUUACAUGCCAACCAGAGGUGAGAGAGCUGAUGUUAAACGUCCUGAAGAUAAUUUGCGACCAGAAGGACCAUUUGAAGGUAGACCUAAGGAUGACUAUUCACCUAAACGUGCGGAAAGACCAGACGUAAAACGUCCAGAAGAUAAUUUGAGACCGGAGGGUGAGUUCGAAGGAAGACCUAGGGAUGAUUACAAACCAACUCGAGGUGAAAGGGCUGAUGUUAAGAGGCCAGAAGAUAAUUUGAGACCAGAAGGACCAUUCGAGGGUCGACCAAAAGAUGAUUAUUCACCGAAACGUGUAGAAAGACCUCAUGUAAUACGUCCAGAAGACAAUUUACGACCAGAAGGACCAUUCGAAGGUCGUCCAAAAGAUGAUUACCUGCCAACCAGAGGCGAGAGAGCUGAUGUUAAGCGUCCUGAAGAUAAUUUGCGGCCUGAAGGUCCGUUUGAAGGUAGACCCAGAGACGAUUACAAACCAACUCGUGGUGAAAGGGCUGAUGUUAAGAGACCAGAAGAUAAUUUGAAACCAGAAGGACCAUUCGAAGGAAGACCAAAAGAUGAUUAUUCUCCGAAACGUGCAGAUAGACCUCAUGUAAUACGUCCAGAAGACAACUUACGACCAGAAGGACCAUUCGAAGGUCGUCCGAAAGAUGAUUACAUGCCAACCAGAGGCGAGAGAGCUGACGUUAAGCGUCCUGAAGAUAAUUUGCGGCCUGAAGGUCCAUUUGAAGGUCGUCCUAAGGAUGAUUAUUCACCUAAACGUGCAGAAAGACCUCAUGUAAUACGACCAGAAGAUAAUUUACAUCCAGAGGGGCUAUUCGAGGGUCGUCCCAAAGAUGAUUAUUCACCUAAACGAGUAGAAAGACCAGAAGUUAAACGUCCUGAAGAUAAUUUGAGGCCGGAGGGUCUAUUUGAAGGUAGACCAAGAGAUGAUUACAAACCAACUCGAGGUGAAAGGGCUGAUGUCAAACGUCCAGAGGAUAAUUUAAAACCGGAAGGUCCAUUCGAAGGUCGUCCCAAAGAUGAUUAUUCACCUAAACGAGCAGAACGACCAGAAGUAAAGCGUCCAGAGGACAAUCUUCGACCAGAAGGUGACUUCGAUAGGCCAGAAAUUUCUCCAGUAGGACCAGCUGAACGUCGUUCACCAAUCAAACAUCCAGAUAAUCUCAAACCUGAAGGUGACUUCAUUGGUAAACCUAAAGAUGACUUUAAACCUACAAAAGGUGAACGUGCUGAUGUUAAGAAACCUGAAGAUCAUCUCAGACCUGAAGGUCCAUUCGAAGGUCGUCCCAAAGAUGAUUAUAAACCUACUCGUGGGGAGAGAGCUGACGUCAAACGUCCGGAGGACAAUUUAAAACCAGAAGGACCAUUCGAAGGUCGUCCCAAAGAUGACUACUCACCAAAACGAGCAGAACGGCCAGAAGUAAAGCGUCCAGAAGACAAUCUUCGACCAGAAGGUGAUUUCGAUAGGCCAGAAAAAUCUACAGUGGGUCCAGCUGAACGUCGUUCACCAAUCAAACAUCCAGACAAUCUCAAACCCGAAGGUGACUUCAUUGGUAGACCUAAAGAUGACUUUAAACCUACCAAAGGUGAACGUGCUGAUAUUAAGAAACCUGAAGAUAAUCUCAGACCAGAAGGUCCAUUCGAAGGUCGUCCUAAAGAUGAUUACUUAACAACUCGUGGUGAACGCAUGGACGUUAUCAGACGUACUGACAACCUACGAAUGGAAGGUGAUAUUGAAACUUAUAGAUCACGUGAUGAGUACACCGAUUUCAUCAUACGUGAACGUAGUGAAGUCGUCAAGUAUCAGGACAAUUUAAGAAUGGAAGGUGAAUUCACUGAUAUCAGAACGAGAGACGAUUAUAAGGUCGUCAAAGGUGAUCGAGCUGACAUCGUACGUCACCCUGACAACCUCAAAUCCGAAGGUCCUUUCGAAGGUCUUCCCAAAGAUGAUUACUCACCGAAAAGAGCCGAACGUCCAGAAAUCAAAAGACCAGAAGACAAUUUGAAACCAGAAGGAGAAUUUAUAGGUCGUCCAAAAGAAGAAACACCUAAACGUGGGGAAAGAGCUGACGUCAAAAGACCUAAAGACAAUCUACGUCCUGAGGGUGACUUCGAGAGACCAGAAAAAGUCCCAAUGGGUCCUAGCGAAAGAAGAUCACCUAUCAAACAUCCAGAUAAUCUCAAACCUGAAGGUGAAUUUAUGUCAAGGCCUAAAGAAGAGACACCGAUAAAAGGUGAUAGAGCUGAAGUUAAAAGACCCAAAGACAAUUUGAAACCUGAAGGUGACUUCGAACGUCCUGAACAUGAAGAGUAUCAGCCAGCUGAGAGGCCAGAAAUGAAAAAACCCAAAGAUAAUCUCAAAACUGAAGGUGAAUUUGAUAGACCACAGACAAAGAAGUUUGGACCGGCUGAAAAGAGGACUCCUAUCAAACAUCCGGAUAAUUUGAAGCCGGAAGGUGAAUUUUUAGGUAAACCUAAAGAAGAGGCACCAAAACGUGGUGAAAGAGUUGACAUUAAGAAACCAAAGGAUAACUUAUAUCCAGAAGGUGAAUUCGAUAGACCUGUUAAGUCUCCAGCUAAACCUGCCGAGAAACGUACGCCUAUAAAACAUCCUGAUAAUCUCAAAACCGAAGGUGACUUCACAGGUAGACCUAAAGAUGACUUUAGACCUACCAAAGGUGAACGUGCUGAUGUUAAGAAACCUGAAGAUAAUCUCAGACCAGAAGGUCCAUUCGAAGGUCGUCCUAAAGAUGAUUACGUAACAACUCGUGGUGAACGCAUGGACGUUGUCAGACGUACCGACAAUCUGCGAAUGGAAGGUGAUAUCGAAACUUAUAGGUCACGUGAUGAGUAUACUGAUUUCAUCUUACGUGAACGUGCCGAAGUCGUCAAGUAUCAGGACAAUUUAAGGAUGGAAGGUGAAUUUACUGAUAUUAGAACUAGAGACGAUUUCAAAGUAGUUAGAGGUGAACGAGUAGAUAUAGUCAGGCACGAGGAUAAUCUCAAGUCCGAAGGUCUUUUCGAAGGUCGGCCCAAGGAUGAUUAUUCGCCAAAGAAAGUGGCCAGACCAGAAAUCAAGAAACCGGAAGAUAACUUGAGACCUGAAGGUGAAUUUGAGAGGCCUGAAAAGGUACCAGUUGGACCAGCAGAACGUAGAUCGCCUAUCAAACAUGAUGACAAUUUGAAGCCUGAAGGUGAAUUUAUUGGUCGUCCAAAGGAACAGGCACCUAAGAAAGGUGAAAGAGCUGACGUAAAGAAGCCUAAAGAUAAUCUGAAGCCGGAAGGAGACUUUGAAAGGCCAGAGAAAAAGCCUGUUGGCCCAGCCGAAAGAAGAACACCAAUAAAACACGCCGACAAUUUGAAACCAGAAGGUGAUUUUGUCCAGAGAUCUAAAGAAGUGACACCUGGUAAAGGUGAUCGGGCAGCUAUCAAGAAACCUAAAGACAAUUUGAAACCAGAAGGUGAAUUUGAUAGACCAGAAAAGACAGCAGUUGGACCAGCUGAGAGAAGAACACCUAUCAAACGUCCUGAUAAUCUUUAUCCAGAAGGUGAAUUUGUGGGUCGUCCGAAAGAGAAGACACCUGGGAAAGGUGAAAGAGCUGAUGUCACGAGACCUAAAGACAAUCUUCGUUCAGAAGGAACAUUCGAAAGACCAGAGAAAAUCCCUGUUGGACCAGCUGAAAGACGAUCACCAAUCAAACACGAGGACAAUCUUCAUCCCGAAGGUGAAUUUGUUGGUAGACCUAAAGAUGAUUUCACACCGAAACGUGCUGAACGUCCUAUUCAAAAGAGACCAAAGGACAAUCUCAAACCCGAAGGUGAAUUUGUUGGCAAGCCUAAAGACGAUUAUAAACCUGGCAAGGCAGAAAAAACUGAGAUCGUAAUUCAUCGUGACAAUUUGAAGAUGGAGGGUGACAUUCACGUACAUAGAUCAAGAGAUGAUUAUACUACAACAUCCAGAAUUGAACGAACAGAUGUCAUUCGUAGAGAAGAUAAUCUCAAAGUGGAAGGUGAAUUUAUUGAUAUUCGAAGACGUGACGAUUAUAGAGUGACACGUGGAGAACGUAGCGAGAUCAUUAGGCAUGAAGAUAAUCUACGUCCAGAAGGUGACUUCGAACGUCCCGAUAAGGUACCAGUAGGUCCAGCAGAAAGAAGAACACCGAUCAAACAUCCAGACAAUUUGAAACCUGAAGGUGAUUUUGUUCAAAGACCAAAAGAAUCAACGCCUGGCAAAGGUGACCGAGCAGCUAUUAAAAAACCCAAGGACAAUUUGAAACCGGAAGGUGAAUUUGAUAGACCAGAAAAGACAAUAGUUGGACCUGCUGAACGAAGGACACCAAUCAAGCAUCCUGAUAAUCUCCAUCCAGAAGGUGAUUUCAUUGGUAGACCUAAAAAAGAGACUCCAGGUCGUGGCGAUCGAGCUGAUGUUAAGAAACCAAAGGACAAUCUUCGUCCAGAAGGUGAAUUUGCUAAACGUACACCGAAAAAACUCGAACCAGCCGAGAAACGUGGUCCGAUUCGACAUGAAGACAAUUUGCACGUCGAAGGAGAAUUUUAUAUCGUUCCGAAGGAUGAUUAUAGUCCUCAGAAAGCUGAACGUUCACCGAUCAAGAAACCACAGGAUAAUCUUAGACCAGAAGGUGAAAUGCAGAUAAUGCCAACUUCGAAAGAAGAUUACAAAUACACGAAUGGUGAAAGAAUGGAAGUACGUCGUCACGAAGAUCAUUUACGUAUGGAAGGUGAUUUGGAUGUUCGACGAUCUAGGGAUGAUUACAAGAUCACCAAAGUUGAACGAGUAGAUAUAAAGAAAAGAGAGGAUCAUUUAAGAAUGGAAGGUGAAUUUAUAGAUGUCAGAAGAAAGGAUGAUUACACAUACGUUGCUGGCGAACGAGUGUCUGUUAAAAGACAAUCGGAUCAUUUACGUCCCGAGGGAGACUUUGAUAGACCUCAGAAGAGUCAGUUGGGUCCAGCCGAACGAAGAUCACCUAUCAAACAUCCUGACAAUUUAAAAUCAGAAGGUGACUUCGAACGUAGGACACCGGAAAAAAUGAAACCAGGUGAAAGACGUUCCCCCAUUCGUCAUGUUGACAAUUUGAAGCCGGAAGGUGAUUUUGUAGGUCGUUCACGUGAUGAUUAUACGAUUAAACGAGGUGAAAGAAGCGAGGUUAUCAGGAGAGAAGAUAAUUUGAAACUGUCAGGUGAUUUCCAGGGUACCAGCAUGCAAAAAUCGACAUAUACCGCAGUACGUGGUGAACGUGCUGAGGUUAAACGUCAUGAAGAUAAUCUCAAGGUCAGUACUGAUAGUAUGGAAACGAAGACAACCAGUAAGGACACGUUUACACCUAUAAAGAAGGAUUUGUCACAUGGUGAUAAACAAAUAAGUCGAAGACGUCACAUGGAAUCGUCGAUCAAUUUAGGUGACGACACUAGCGUCAUGACAACGACCAAUCAAAGAAAUUACAACACUUAUACCAAACGUGGUAAAGAAAUAGACACACAGAUUAGCAAUCUCGAAUCAGAUAUCAAGAAGAAUAUUUCCGUAGUGAAAAAGUUAACAACAACUUCAGUACAAUCCGAUCAACAUGUCUCUUCGGCUCAUAACGUACAUCAACAGACUAUUGUCGACCGUCGUAAUGUUCAAACGAUUGGCAACGAACAACAACAUCAUCAACAUCAUCAUCAUCAUCAUCACCAUCUUCAACAACAGCAACAGCAACACUUGAACGAUCAUCAGCAGAGAAUCUAUUCCAGUGAGCAACACUCUAGAUCCCAAAAUCUAUCCCAAUCACGGCGUACGUUAGAUGAUAGAUCCGUCGAUCAUCAAUCUCGACAAGGGCAGCUUUUGAAAGACAACAAACAGAUUCAAGAUACACAUAAACAGAUCCAAGAGAGUAGUAAACGUGAUUAUGUAAAUUCAAUGCAUAUGGAGAAACGUCAGAGCAGUGCUAUUAGACAUUCCAAACAGCAUUACGAUCAGCACACUGUAUCCAGCCAAGCUAAAUACAAUGGUAAUCAAGCUAAUAGUACCGAAUUCAAACAAGCAAUUUCUGGAUCCUCGAUCAUAAACGAUGAUAGCCAUGAACAAUCGGCCUAUACUAAGAAGUCCCAUCAUAGAAAAAAUAUUAUAUCGUCGUCGUCAGCUGACGUAACCAAUUCCGUACUUCAUCGUCGUAGUGGUAUGACUACGUCCACGGAAGCUUUACAUACGAUAUCAUCUACUGCAGCUGAUCAAAAAAAGAGUCUCUCAAAUUUAGCUGAAAGUGGACAAUACAUAAGCAAUUCGAGUCAGAGUAAUGACAGACGUAGCUUGACCUCGUUGCACCGUAACAACAAGGAUGCAAAUCUUUGGGCAUCGUCUACCUACGAAAGACCACAGAGAAUCAUCAGGCAGGAUAAUUUGACAGUCGGUGGUAAAUUUUAUUCCCAUAGCGAGGCCAAAACUUAUGGGAAUUUUGUUAAUACUCAAAAAAUCGAAAGGGUACAAAAACAAUCGAACGUGUCGCAUAUUAAAUUGGGCGACGGCAAUCAUGUUACUUCUAGCAUGUAUAAAAAGGAAUAUGCGCCUAAACACAAAGGUCCCUGUCCUGCGUCCUUAAUCGAAUCGAAACAAACACCGUUCAAACAUACCAGGGACACACCCAAACAUAAAUUUUAUAUGCCACUUGUUUCGAAUUAAAUUUAUUUAAGAUCUAAUGAUCCUAAAUAGGAUCUAAGAUCAUGGAUCCUAUCGAUGAAUUUUUCAUUGAUUCUUUUCACUUUUUUUUUUUUUCUUUUUCUCUCUCUAUUUUUUUCCUUUCUUUUUCUUUUUUUUCUUCCUUUUUUCGCUUCAAAUUUUUCGUUUUUUUAAUAAAUUUAAGAUACAAUACGUACACACACACAUAUAUAUAUAUAUAUAUAUAUAUGUGCGUAAAAAAAAUAAAUCUGUUCCAAUGAAAUAGAUCAACGAAAUUUUUUAUAAAAUUUAUUCGAGCGAGCUCUCGAAUUAGCCAUGACAUAUAUUUGUUAAUGGAUUGUUUAACGAUCCUAGUAAGAAAAAUGAGAGGGAGGAGAGGGGGGGGGAGUAUGUGGGAGUGUAUAAACGAGAUAGAUAGAGAGAGAAAGAAAGAGGAAAAAAAAAACAAUAUAUUGUGAUAAAUUUUUGCUGUUAUAUUUUGUGCGUUAUACAUAUUUAUUAUUAUUCGAGCGAGACGAUGUGUAGGAGUAACAAAAAAAAAAAAAAAAAAGAAAGAAAAAAUCGAAAAAAAAAACGAAAGGAAGGAAAGAAAAGAAAAGAGAGAGAGAGAGAGAGAGAGAGAGAGAGAGAUUCGAAAGAAAAAAAAAUGAUUACGAGAUUAUUUGAUAGGGACAUCGAAAUGGUCCCGAAUUUUUUGAACAAAAUAAUAAUAAAGAAAAAUACAGAUAUUCAAAAAGA